AUGGAAUUGAGAUUACUUAGACUAGUGAUCUUUUUGCUUCUACUUAUAUAUUCCGCGAAGUGCGAUGAGAAUGGGAGCCUAGAGUCCUAUGGCAAUCUAAUGAAGUCCUACAUGAACUUGAGUGUAGCACCUUGUGAUGACUUUUAUGAGUACGCCUGUGGGAAUUAUGGAAGCCUCUCCCCGCAACGAAGACGGAACGUGUAUAUCGAUUGGGAUCACGUUACGGAUCAUCUGGUAGGCAAGACGAAACAUCUACUGGGUUUGGUGGAUCUGGCGGAGUCCCUCAAUGUGUCCAGCGAACUUAGGCUGGCCCAAAGAUUCUACAAUGCCUGCCAGGAAGCUGAUCUCCACCCCUUUCCUGCUGCCGAUCCAUAUUACCUAGAAGUAAUUCACUCGAUCGGAGGUUUCCCGGCCGUCGACGGGGCCUCUUGGAAUGCCUCAAACUUCAGCUGGUUCAACAUGAGCGCACACAUGACCAAUUACGGAGUAGAUGGUCUGAUCGCUGAAAGGAUCUCUUGGGAAUAUCCUUUUCAGCCUUACUUGAACUCUCUAAAACCAUUUAUGGGUUUUAAAUAUUACGAUACUGCCCAUGAACACAAUGAGGAGGUCAUGCGCGGAUACUUAAGAUCAUAUCAGUUGCCUGAGGAUAAAAUUGCAGGGAUUGUCUGGAACCAAACAAGAGUUCCUGAAUCCUGUGAUUCCUACUUCGUGGAGUUGGACAAAGUGUGUGCCCGGUAUCCUGAGGCUGUGGCCAAUUAUCUGGCCAUGAAGCUGCUCUACACAUUCGAUGGAAAACUUAAUAGCACGGAACAGCAAAGAGAUUAUUGCGAAAGAGCAGUGCGAACCUCAACGGUAUCCCUUCUUAACAAACUAUAUUUAACCGAGCAUUCGUUUGAGGAAGCAAAGCUGGAAGUAUUAAAAACAGGGGAAGAAGUGUGGAAGACCCUGAGAUGUUCGCCGCGGGAAGCCGAUUGUUUGGAAUCAGGGAAAUUGAACGAAAAUCAGCUUCAUAAAUCUCCCCUCGACUUUAGCUGGGUCAGUUGGCUCGAUUGCCUGAUCCCGGAGAUUGACCGUCUGGAAAUAGUCAGGGAUAGUUACGCUGCAACCAACAUAAAUAUGCAUCGCCUGGUUGUUGAGAUCAGAAGGUACAACACCCGUCACACGGACGAACUCUCCGAACUCUCGAAACUACCAGAAACUAUGUUAGCUGACAUCCAACGCACUGUCACUCAUUUGCAACCACCCAAUUACCACUCCACUUGGCCCCUGUCCCUAAAAUUCGGCGCCUUUGGUAGUGUGCUCGCGGUCCACUUCCUCAGGGAAUAUAAAUUUGAUGACGAAUAUGACGAAGGCCGUCGGUGCUUUGAGGAUUACCACAAUAAAGGUUUGAGUUUAAAUGGCAAGAUGAAGAAAUACACCCCAUACAUCGUCGGCUUUGAUACAUUGCGACUGUCUUUUUCCGCCUAUCAAAGACACAUAGCGAUUCUUCUGAAGGAUUCUAAGAGGGACAAGAUCAACGAAACGAUACCAGGACUCCACCUUUCGCCGAAUCAGCUCUUCUUCCUUGGAGCCACUCAGUUGAGGUGCUCCGAUAGCAUUCACGAUAAGAACGAAGCUCUGGCCUCCUUAAUGAGCAACGAAGACUUUUACCAGGCCUUUAACUGUCCUGUAGGAUCCCGCAUGCGACCGACAGCCAACAUUUGUAAAUUGUGGUAG
Molecule: messenger RNA, 1716 nt
Organism: Drosophila takahashii
Lineage: Eukaryota; Metazoa; Arthropoda; Insecta; Diptera; Drosophilidae
Product: neprilysin-4-like
Biological process (GO): proteolysis
Cellular component (GO): plasma membrane
Molecular function (GO): metalloendopeptidase activity
Source: RefSeq, a predicted model, not a curated record